AUGGCUCUUCUCACUAGCAUACCCCUGGACGACCUCUAUACUCUACUCGCACCGAUUACCGUCCCCCCUUCGACAUCCCGUGGCAAAUUUAGCAACUGGGGGCAGACCUUUCAUUGCGCCCCUCUAGCCAUCUUCGAGCCGGAGAACGAAUAUCAAUGCGAACUUAUCCUCGAGUUGGCGCGCCGCGAGAAAAAAGUCGUACGAGCUGCUGGAAUAGGCCAUAGCCCCAGCGAUAUAGCCUGCACAAAGGAAUUUAUGUUGCGCACUCAAAAGCUUAACCGUGUGUUAUCGGUCAAUGUCGAAAAACGUACUGCUACCGUACAAGCAGGGAUAACGCUCAACGAAUUACAUGCACAUCUGGCAGAUCAUGGACUCGCCAUGAUGAACGUCGGCUCAAUCUCUGACCAAACCGUGGGCGGCAUCGUAACAACUGCAACGCACGGUUCUGGAGUGACAUAUGGUGUCAUUUCGACCCAUGUAAUGUCUCUGAAGCUCUUGUUGGCCGAUGGCACCUAUGUGACGUGCUCACGGCACGAGCGACCUGACCUAUUUGUCGCAUCCAUAUGCGGUUUGGGUACCACGGGUCUGAUUCUGAACGUCGAGUUGGAGGUGGAGCCAGCAUUUAGGCUCAAGGAGGUCGCGAUCACUCAGCCUUUCGAAGAUGUUAUGCAAAACUUGGAUGAAAUUGCGCACGCCGCGGAGCAUGUGCGACUAGCAUGGAUUCCAGCAGCCGAUCGGAUACGAGUGGGCUUGAUGAAUCGGACACGAGAGGAGAAGACGCCGGCGGGAAGUUGGUUCUUGGAAGUGUUCCUGGGAUUCUAUGCGUUGGAGUUUAUUCUAUUCCUUGGGCGUUUCUUCGCCUCCAUCAACAACUUUGCCGGGCUGUUUUUUUGUUGGUUGGGUGGGUCGAGGGGGGUUCGGGUGGAUGAUAGUCAUCGUGUUUUUAAUUUGGAUUGUCUCUUCCUGCAAUAUACAACCGAGUGGGCUAUACCGUACACGAGAAGUCAGGAGUGUCUACGUGAAUUGCAUUCUUGGUUGAGCCAGGAAUAUGGCGACCCGAACGGGCUGAGGCCCCACUUCCCCAUAGAGAUACGUUUUUCUGCUGCCGACGACAUCUGGCUCAGCCCCAGCCAGGGCCAGAAGACGUGUUGGAUUGGAAUAGUCCAGUUCAAACCUUAUGGGCUAUAUGUCCCUUACAAAAGGCUUUUUGAUGGAUUUGAAGCCAUCCUAGCCCGUCAUGGUGGCAGGCCACAUUGGGCGAAGGCACAUUCUCUACGUCGAGAAAAGCUGCGGAGUCUCUAUCCUCACUUCGACGACUUUAUUCGCGUUCUGGAAGACGUGGACCCAUGCGGGCUGUUCCGAAACGAAUACAUUCAACGGCACUUCUUCGAUGGCCAAGCAGAUGGGCGAAUAUUCAAAUUGCGACAGUAA
Desarmillaria tabescens is the source of this 1431-nucleotide messenger RNA. RefSeq names its product L-gulonolactone D-arabinono-1,4-lactone oxidase. NCBI's taxonomy places the organism in Eukaryota, Fungi, Basidiomycota, Agaricomycetes, Agaricales, Physalacriaceae. The coding region runs from base 1 to 1431 and encodes 476 amino acids. Gene Ontology annotation, cellular component: membrane; mitochondrion. The record is from RefSeq and is a predicted model, not a curated record. Gene Ontology annotation, molecular function: D-arabinono-1,4-lactone oxidase activity; FAD binding. The transcript has 5 exons.